AUGCAUUCAAAAAGAAAAACUCGACAUUUGAAAACACAUAAUGUAGUCAAAUCCUCAUCCACAAAACCAAAAUCUUCAUGCAAACCCGGAAAAUCAAAUAAUCAUAGCUUGCAAAUUUCAUCCGCGCUGUCUCCGGCCAUUUCUAAUUCAAACAAAUUAACUACCACCCCUACUAAAAAUCAUCAAUCGAUUAAAAAACCAUCGCCUAAAAUGUCGCAAGUUCUUUUAGGGUUUCCAGAUGGGAAUGUAGUCCUUGAAGAGGAUAUUGACCCAUAUUCAAGUAAAAUAGGUGGUAUUCCAAAUUGGUUAAUCAAAUCUUUUCCACCUCCACAUGAUUUUAUAAUUUGUAAAAAUU
Dentiscutata heterogama is the source of this 355-nucleotide messenger RNA. The record is from the annotation of a GenBank genome assembly. NCBI's taxonomy places the organism in Eukaryota, Fungi, Glomeromycota, Glomeromycetes, Diversisporales, Gigasporaceae.